Molecule: messenger RNA, 872 nt
Organism: Cucumis sativus (cucumber)
Lineage: Eukaryota; Viridiplantae; Streptophyta; Magnoliopsida; Cucurbitales; Cucurbitaceae
Product: peptidyl-prolyl cis-trans isomerase CYP19-3
Exons: 2
Coding region: 162-689 (175 amino acids)
Biological process (GO): protein peptidyl-prolyl isomerization; protein folding
Molecular function (GO): peptidyl-prolyl cis-trans isomerase activity
Source: RefSeq, a predicted model, not a curated record
UGCAAAUUCCAUUACUUUCUAAAACCCCAAAACCCUAAUCUCUGCUCCUCUUUAUAACCCAAAGAUAACAAAGGAGUUUUCAUCGCAUUCUCCAGACCUUACCUUCAACUUCCUCAAAGAAACCAAUUUGAAGUUUGGGAGCAGUAGAAGAGAAGAGAGCAAUGACCAACCCAAAAGUUUUCUUGGACAUUCUGAUUGGGAGGGUGAAAGCAGGCCGGAUUGUCAUGGAGUUAUUUGCAGACACAACUCCAAAAACCGCUGAGAAUUUCCGAGCCCUCUGCACGGGAGAGAAGGGGAUUGGAAGAUCUGGGAAACCACUGCACUAUAAAGGCUCAAAAUUUCACCGUAUAAUUCCAGAUUUCAUGUGCCAAGGAGGAGAUUUCACAAAGUCUAAUGGAACAGGAGGAGAAUCAAUCUAUGGCUUGAAAUUUGCAGAUGAAAACUUUAAGUUGAAACACACUGGACCAGGUAUGGUAUCAAUGGCGAAUGCUGGACCAAACACCAAUGGUUCUCAGUUCUUCAUUUCCACUUCGGGGCCAUUGUCAUGGCUUGAUGGGAAGCAUGUUGUGUUUGGCAAAGUUGUGGAUGGUUAUGAUGUGGUGGAGAAGAUGAAUGAGAAGGGUACAGAAUCGGGGGACCCUAAGGUUCCAGUUGUGAUUGAAGAUUGUGGGCAGAUAACUGAGAGCUGAAGUAGAAUUUCCCCUUUCAAUUGAAGCUAAUGUUUCUUUGGGUGAUCCCUGUAGAUUGGAUUAACAAUUUAAAUCAGCACCAUGUUAGUCCGUAAGUACCACGUCAAUGUGGAGUUAUAUUAAAAAAAUUAACAAUUUUUUGAAAAGGGACAUUUUUAAAAAUCAAAAGUUUUGGAUUCUAUA